AUGUUUCUCUGGAGGUCAAAACCAACAGUUGAGGCAGAAGCCGCUGCUCCUGCUCCAGCACCUGUGGCCCCUUUGAUUACCACAAGCCCUAUUUCGGCAUCGCCAUCACCCGCCCGACCUGUUAUUUCUGCAAACAGUAUUUCUGUCACGUUUUCUUCAUCCGACUUUUCUAUCAUUAAGGGAACAUUGGGGAGGAUAGACGACCGUACAAAGAACGCCGACAGCCAAAAAGCAGGGCCCAGGAAAUUAAAGGGCAAGGAUACCGAUUAUGAAUACAUUCAACAUCUCGGGCAGGGCAGCUAUGGGAAUGUAUCGAAGGUUAGACGAGCAAAAGAUGGAAAGAUUAUGGCCUGCAAGACUAUCGAUUGUGCUCGAAACCCACAGCUCUACGACUUUACAUGUCGAGAAGUCGACAUCUGGUCGUCCUUCAAGAAUGAAAAAUAUAUCGCCCAAUAUGCACAAGACUACUCAUGGAACCCAUCUACCAAAAGUAUGAGACUCUACAUGGAAUUCUAUGAGGGAGGUGACUUGCAAAAAGUGUUGGAGGCAUGUCGGGCGGAUGAGGUCGCAAUUCAUCCCUUGGUUGCAACCUACUGGGCCACUGAAAUCGCCCGUGGUCUCAAGAACUGCCACGAGAGGGGUGUCGUUCAUAAAGACUUGAAGCCAUCUAAUGUUCUACUAUCUAUGCCAUAUGUCUACAACGACAUGCUUUGGACUGCCACCCUAGGCGAGAACCUAACAGAGAAAGAAAAGCAGCUUGCCGGCCAGUUCACUCAGUGGCUCAAGACAAGGUCUCCAUGGUGCCAUAUCUCCGACUUCGGCGUCGGAAAGAACUCGAAGGGUGGCCUCAAUGGCGAGUCGCCUGUUAGUCUAUCAACAGAGACUACAUACGUUCCUCCAGAAUGUGUCGACUCUGCCUCAAAAUAUACAACUAAGUCAAAUGUCUUCAGCCUUGGCCGAAUUCUAUAUGCUCUAUGUCAAUGCGAUCUCCCAGUAGAUACUCCUCUCGAGGAUAUCCAACCUCUUCCAGUCGAAUAUCCUGAGCGAUUACGUGCUUUGAUUCCCAGAUGCCUUAAGGCAGACCCCGCGGAAAGACCAACAGCGUCCGAAGUCGUUCUCGAGCUCAUGGAAUCCCUCGUGGAUUUCUGCUGCGACAAUCAAUUCUUAAAGCUUAAGUCCAAUAUUGACCGACAAAUCAAUCCCACAAGGCCGAUUGCCAGGACAAGGACCCUCUCAAGUGCGUCGACUCUGGCCAACGUCUACACCGCCCUGAACGGUGCCGUUACUGACUCUACAACCACCGAAAGACCCACCUCACCUGCUGUCCUCUCAAUCUCCGACAUUGACCCAAUCUCUAGAACUGGAACUCCUUCUCAGGAACCCCGAAAAUCAACUUCCUCGCCCACCGUCAAACAUGUCUCCCUCGCCGUGAUUCCAGAACAGGCCUCGCCGACCGUUGGCCCAUCCGCCCCAGCCCCACCUCCAGCCAAGACUGCAGAAGAUUUGCGUGAGGAUCUCGUCAAAGCCUGGCACUCUCGUGAUAUUAACGCCAUGGAGCGUGCCUUGGUCGCUGGUGCAGAUGCCAACACAGUUGCCCGGUCGUGGCCCAAGAUCGGUAUUACGACCGAAUACCCCCUGCUCAACUGGACGAUCAAAGACGGCUGGUCGAAAAUGAUGCGACUUCUCGUCACUCAUGGCGCUACUUUUGAUGCCUCCAUCUCUGACAUCGUCACUAAGCUCUCCACGCAAACUGAGGUUAAGAGCUUCCAGAACCAAUACCACCCAAUUUAUCUCGCCGUCUUCAUCGCCGACUUUGGUAUUCUCGAUUUCUUCUUCGUCGAAAAAGGCUACAACGUCAACUCACAGCACCUGGAACGUGGAGAUACUCCACUCCAUAUCGCAGUUAUGAGGCAAGAUUUGAGGGUUGUUAAGUACCUGCUCCAGAAAGGUGCUUCCACCGAAUUCAGAAAUGAAUUUGGCGAAUCUGGCGUUCACCAAGCUGCAAGGUCGUGGGGAACAAAGGUUAAUCCGUGCCUUGAGUAUCUCCUCGAGGUUUUCCCAGACGGUGUAAACGAAGUUGAUGCAUCUGGCAACACCCCGCUCCAUAUCGCCGCCAAAGAUGGGUGUUUAGAGGGCAUCAAGGUUCUUCUCAGGAAGGGUGCUAAGACUACAGUAAGAAACGAAGAAGGCAAUACUCCUGAGAUGCUGGCUAUUGGAAGACAAUCAAUCGCUCAGGCUUUAAGAGAGGCUGAGGGACUCAUCCCGAUAAAAGAGAAGGAUGAGUUCACACCAGAAAUGAGCGUUGGUGUCAUGCCCAUUAUGCCUGCUAUGGCGGCUCCUGGUGUAGUCGCUUAG
Orbilia oligospora ATCC 24927 is the source of this 2355-nucleotide messenger RNA. RefSeq lists its product as uncharacterized. Lineage: Eukaryota; Fungi; Ascomycota; Orbiliomycetes; Orbiliales; Orbiliaceae. The transcript is spliced from 5 exons. The record is from RefSeq and is a predicted model, not a curated record. Bases 1 to 2355 code for a protein of 784 amino acids. Gene Ontology annotation, molecular function: protein kinase activity; ATP binding; protein binding. Gene Ontology annotation, biological process: protein phosphorylation.